ACGCGACGACCAUGGCAAACCCAAGCGCGUCGGCACCUCCGCCCAGCGUACCAUCCGUCCUUCUUCCCGAGAUCCUCGCGUUCUCCCCACAGCUACUUCUUGACGACGUCAUCAACUACGCAAACGAUGCAAUCACCACCAACGUUGAUGGAAUGGAGGAGUUCCUCACACGCUGGGCUCAGAAUCGGACCAAGAAGCCAGGCGAGGAGUGGGACAGUACCCAGGAGGUUGAGAAGGGGCUUGUCGCGUACCAAACGCUGCUCGAGUCUCAUACAGAUAUUGCCUUUGACUUCUUCGAGACCUGGUCUCUACGCAACAUCUUUGCCGUACCCCCUGAUCUCCCCAUCGUUGUGCCCCACCAAGAAGGGCUGGACCUUAGCUGCCCGCCGGAGAGAGAGGUCGAGUUGAUGACAGAGAUAGAGGAGUUGCGGAAGAAGAUUGAUGCACAACGCAAGCUCAAGCGCCUUCUCAAGCGCGCAGCAAGGAAGGCGAAAGCUCAGCGGAGACGUUCUGAGCACGUUCUUUCCGAGCUUGCCUUCCUCCAGUCUCCUCACAUGCAAGAACUCGCCGACCUUCCCGCACAGUUCGAAUCCAUGUACAACUCCGUGUCUACCUUGCCCCCUCUUACCGACGAGUACAUCGCCACGUUCACAUCGACACCUGUAGCGGAUCCAGGGAAGCGGGACUGGGAGACAAGCAAGGCCGGGUACCAGGAGUGGGCUGUCAAGCAACUGCUAGCCAAAGCCCGGCAGCAGGACAUCGCAGCGGGCAAGCGCAGCAUGGCUGUCGAUGCUGUCGUGGAGGACACUGCUGCCAUAGCGAAUGCAGGACACCUCAGAGCCGCGUUGGAUGCGUUAACAGCUUCUUCCAGGAGACCACGGCAAGAUGAUGCUAUGGACAUCUAGGUGUUGUCCUGUGUUCAGUCGGUAUAUGCGCAUUAUGAACUGCAGUGUAUGAUAAGUGGGGACUCUUGCAUGGCCAAAAAAUCAAUAUGUAAGCGAUGCUCAAGACUUACGCGC
Molecule: messenger RNA, 1019 nt
Organism: Coniophora puteana RWD-64-598 SS2
Lineage: Eukaryota; Fungi; Basidiomycota; Agaricomycetes; Boletales; Coniophoraceae
Product: Mis12-domain-containing protein
Exons: 3
Coding region: 12-905 (297 amino acids)
Biological process (GO): mitotic sister chromatid segregation; mitotic cell cycle; kinetochore assembly
Cellular component (GO): chromosome, centromeric region; nucleus
Source: RefSeq, a predicted model, not a curated record